Messenger RNA from Micropterus salmoides (largemouth bass), 8592 nucleotides. Its product is annotated as latent-transforming growth factor beta-binding protein 2-like. Lineage: Eukaryota; Metazoa; Chordata; Actinopteri; Centrarchiformes; Centrarchidae. The transcript has 40 exons. Gene Ontology annotation, molecular function: calcium ion binding. The record is from RefSeq and is a predicted model, not a curated record. Bases 427 to 6549 code for a protein of 2040 amino acids.
CAGAUCCAAGGAGGUGGUGAUAUUCAUGGGAGCACGAUUCAAACUCUCUCACUUGGAGUAGGAGUACAGCUUCAGCAGCCCUGCAGCGAGCGAGCUGCUCUCUUUGCACCUCUUUUCUUGUCUGACAUAAACUAAAACAGAUGGAUUAAUGUUUGCUUAAAAUAAAAUUAAAAUUCCGCACUGGAUGGAGAAAAACUCAGUUUCUCACUGUGGACUGAAGUUAAGUGCUGAUUUGACAACCUGAGGACAUUCUGCGCAAAGUAUUACCUGGGCAUUAUGAAGAGGUAUCCAGGCUUUUUUCAUUCUUGGGAGAGGAUGCAGUCUUGCUGAACUCACGUAGCCUUUUUAAAUUUGCUCAUAUUUCACUGGCUCUCGAUAAAACUGUAACGCGAGCUGCACUUUUACGCGGUAGUUUUAAAACUUUGCAUGCCCAAAAUGGACCGUGCAGGAUUUGCUGUUUUAAUGGUUUUGACUGUUGCACUGGUGCGAAUUGGUGACAGUCAAAAGGACACAACAGGUGGGAGGAAAGAGGGUACAGAGGCAGGCAGGGCGAUCGGGGACCAGCAGUCCCCGGUGAGGAGUCAAGGUCACUCGCCAAGAGGACCAGAGGACGGUGCAUCCUCCAGACUAUCUGGGGAAACUUUUCCUGGGACCCGCCACUCAAGGACUCUGGUCCGCCUGCCCAGGGGCACAUCAUCCCAAGGGGAUGGCAGACACAUAUCCACAGCAGGACCGCUUCACGCUGCUGGCGCCUCCCGGGAAGACCUCGUCUCUGCGCCGAGGGAUGGCGCGCCACGCACUGCCAGCCAGCAGCACAGAACCAAAGUUAACCGCAGGCAGAGCAGCAAGCUCAGCUCUGCCAGCACAAAGAGACUUGCUGGGCCUAAUGUCUGUGGUGGUCAGCAGUGCUGCUCAGGCUGGGCUUUGGCACCAGGGACUAAUCGCUGCAUAAAACCUGACUGCCAGCCCCCCUGCCAGAACCGUGGCUCCUGCAGCCGGCCGCAUACCUGUGUGUGUCGCUCAGGCUUCCAGGGGCCCCGCUGUGAGGAGGUGGCUCCAGAGCAGGUGUACAUCCAUGACAGAGGCACUCUGAGGCGCAUUCAACCUGGGACCAACCCUUUCCAGAAAGACCAACCACGGAGAAGGCCCUCAGAAAGGCAGGCCAUCGAUACCACCAAGGUCCAGACCCCACGACCUGCAACCACGAAACAGCCUGUCCACACUGUGACCCAAGUGAGACGGGGACCCCCUGACUCCUCCUCUCAGCAGACUGGGACCUCACGCACUGUGAAACGUUAUCCAUCAUCCUCUGGACCUAUAACAUCCAACGCUCUACCCAGUGGCAAUGGCUACACUGACGGAUAUGGCAAUGAGCACAGAAACUGGCACGGACACAGAAAUGGGCAUAGUAUUGUGCACUCCUUUAACACUCACAAGCCUACCAGCGACAGCCAGCUACACGGACAGUUCAACAAUGCAUUAUUACCAGCAGGGGCCAACCUCACCUCCAACCUGGACCGCAUCAAGAUCGUCUUCACGCCCAUGCGGUGCCACAGGGUGUGCAGUGGUGGGCGCUGCUACAACAACUGUGAGAAGGGGGACAUCACCACAGUCUACAGCGAGAACUCGCACCAGCAGCAGCAGCCAAAGAACCAGGGCUUCCGACUCUUCUUCUGUCAGAUACCCUGUCUUAAUGGAGGCAAAUGCAUUGGCAGAGACCUGUGCUGGUGUCCAUCAAACUCAACAGGGAAGUUUUGCCACCUGCCAGUUCCGCCUCCUGCCAGACCUACUCCUCACAGCCACAAGGAUGCCAGCCACCAGAGACCAAAAUCUCCCUCCCACUCCAUGUACACUCUCCCACUGUCCAAUCAGCAAGUGUCACUCCACCCAUCCUUGGUGAACGUCCACAUUCAUCACCCCCCAGAGGCCGAAGUCCACAUCCACCAAGUAGCUCGGGUCCAGCCUGGGCAGAGACCGGCCACCACAGAGGGGGCUCACUCUGUCCAGCAGCGCUCCCAGCCUGGGAAUGGACAUGAAACCACCAAUGAUCAUAACAGCAGGCACCCACAUGCCAGUGGGAAUGGCCAUGGCCAAGCCAGGCCGCACAGCCGUCAGAAUGGACAUGUAGGAAGAUGCUUUCAGGAAACAGUCGAUGGACAGUGUGGAAAGCCUCUGCCAGGCCUAACCAAACAGGAUGAUUGCUGUGGAAGUGUGGGCGCCUCCUGGGGUCUAAACAAGUGCCAAAAGUGUCCAACCAAACCAGCAUAUGCAGUGAUUGCAAAUGGACAAGUCGAAUGUUCCAAAGGUUUUAAAAGGAUGAAUCUCACACACUGUCAAGACAUCAACGAGUGCCUGUUGCCUGGGAUCUGUAAGAAUGCUGAGUGUCUCAACACUAAAGGAAGCUACAGGUGCACGUGUAAACCAGGCUUCAUGUUAGACCCUGCUAGGAGCCACUGUGUCUCGGACAAGGCUGUGUCUGACCAGAGGGCAUUCUGCUACCGAUCUGUGUCAGCGGGCUCAUGCUCUCUGCCCCUUGCUCAACACAUCACCAAGCAGAUCUGCUGCUGCAGCCGAGUGGGCAAGGCCUGGGGCCCCGGGUGUGAUCGCUGUCCUUUGCCGGGAUCAGACCAUUUCAAGGAGAUCUGCCCAGCUGGUCAUGGAUAUACCUACUCGCGCUCUGAUGUGCAGAUUUCUCUCAGACAGCUGGGGGAAGAUGACCUGCAGAGCACAGGAAUGUCAUGGGAGGAGCAGAGCCCCACUUACCCUCAGCUUCCAUCCUCCCAGCCCUCACUGCCGCUGCCUAGUGGGCCCCAAGUACCCCAAUACCCUGAGUACCCUGAGACACCCCAAUACCCUGAGUAUCCUGAGACACCAGAAGCACCCCGAUACACUCUGACUCCACAACAGCCUCUCCAUCCCUCUCACCCAGCCAGAGAGACACCGAAGGAGCCGGAAGACGUGGAAAUUCUGAGUCCGCCAGCUGUUGUGACAGACUCACCACUGAAAUAUCCAGAGACUUCUCCAGACUCCUCCAUCAUCAGCCUGAGGCCAGAUUCAAAGGACAUCCACACAGGUAAUGACAAGUGUGCCAUCACCCCCACCAUAUGUGGCCGUGGGAAAUGUAUUCCUGUGCAGACUGGCUACACCUGCCAAUGUGAGCCAGGAUUCAAGCUCAGUGCGCUGCAGACCAACUGCAUUGAUGUGAAUGAGUGUGACGAGGACCCAUGUGAAGGGAAGGGCCGCUGUAUAAACAGCUAUGGCUCCUACACCUGCCAAUGUCACAGUGGCUACAGCCAGGUGAUCACCCAGAACAGGAAGUUCUGUCAAGACAUUAACGAGUGCAGCAUGCCGAACAAGUGCCAGAAUGGCAAAUGCGUCAACACAGAAGGAUCUUACACCUGUGAAUGCAACAGUGGCUACGCCAAGUCUUGGAGAGGCCUAUGCGAAGAUGUAAACGAGUGCUUGAACCAAACAGUGUGCGGCCCUGGGAGGUGUGUCAACACUGAGGGCUCCUAUAGGUGCAACUGUUUCAGAGGAUACGAAGUCUCACUGGACAACGUUUGCCAAGAUGAGGAUGAGUGUGUGCUCCCUGGAGUCUGUCUCCAUGGCCGUUGUGUCAAUCUGGACGGCACCCACAAAUGUACCUGUAACCAUGGUUACCAAGUCACCUCAGACAGCAAAGCCUGUGAAGAUGUCAACGAGUGUGCAACUGGUAAUGUGUGCCCUGCGGGAAUCUGCAUUAAUGCUCCAGGUUCCUACAAUUGCCAGAACUGCAGCCCUGGGUUUGGACCAUCUGCUGAUGGACUGAGAUGUGAAGAUGUGGAUGAGUGUGCCCAGGGUGACUUGUGUCUUGGUGGGGUGUGUGCCAACACGGAGGGAUCCUACACCUGUACCAGAUGUAAGGCUGGCUACAGAGUGUCUCAAGACCGGCAGAGGUGUGAAGAUAUUGACGAAUGCCAGUCCCUGUCUACCUGUGCCAACGGGAUCUGUCUAAACUCGGAAGGCUCUUACACCUGUGAGAACUGCCCUACAGGGUACAGAGUAUCAUAUGAUGGGGAGCUCUGUGAAGAUAUUGAUGAGUGCGCGCUAACCACUACGUGCCCCCGGGGAACAUGUACAAACACAGAGGGUUCCUUCACAUGCAUCAACUGUCAACCUGGUUUCAGAGUCUCUGAGGAUGGACAACAGUGUGAUGAUGUGGAUGAGUGCUUGGUGGCUAACAUGUGCCCGGGCCAGCUGUGCUUGAACACCGCAGGAUCCUACACCUGCAGGAGCUGUGUAGACGGCCUGCAACUGUCCGAGGAUGGUUACAGCUGUGAGGACAUUGACGAGUGCCAGAGCCCAGGUGUGUGCCCCAUGGGUGUUUGCACCAACACAGAGGGUUCCUUCUCCUGCAUGGCCUGUGACCCAGGCUUCACAGUGGCACUUAAUGGGCUCUCAUGUGAAGAUGUAAAUGAAUGUGUGGACAACAGCCUAUGUCUGGGAGGCCAGUGCACCAACAACAUUGGUUCCUAUAGCUGCUCCUGCCCCACUGGGUUGGAGCUGGUGGAUGGGACAUCCUGCAGAGAUAUCAAUGAGUGUUUAACCAUCACGGGGAUCUGCGGAGCCGGAAACUGUCUGAACACUAAGGGCUCCUACACGUGCAUCUGUCCUGAUGGAUAUACCACCAUCAAUGCUAGGACCGGCUGCCAAGAUGUAGAUGAAUGCCGUAAAGACAAUGUGUGCACCCGGGGCCAGUGUCUCAACACUGAUGGCUCUUUCUUGUGCUUGUGUAAGGCUGGCUUCAAGUUCAACGCUGACACGGCUGACUGUGAAGACCAGAAUGAGUGCAAGGAUUUUGGAAGCUCAGUGUGUGGUACCUGGCGCUGCGAGAACACCAUCGGCUCCUAUCGGUGCUUCAUGGGCUGCCAGCCUGGCCAUGAGGGAGGAGACGCCACAGACUGCGAUAUUGAUGAGUGUGUCAACGAAACCAUCUGUGGGAACCACGGCUUCUGCGAGAACACAGACGGCUCCUUCCGCUGCCAGUGUGACCAAGGCUACGCAAACCCGCCCGGAGAUAUGAGCAGAUGUGUUGACGUGAACGAGUGCGAGAUGAGCCUGGCGCUGUGCGGGGAGGCCCUGUGUGAGAACUUCGAUGGCAGCUUCCUGUGCAUCUGCCCCAACGACAAUGAGGAAUUUGAUCCCAUCACCAGCCAGUGCCGCUCCAUGGUUGAAACUGACCCGAAAUCCACUGCUCUGGUCCCCCCCUCAACCGAGGAGAGGAAAGAGUGUUACUAUAACUUGAAUGACGCCAACUUCUGCGACAACGUCUUGUCUCGCAACGCCACCAAGCAGGAGUGCUGCUGCACGGUGGGGGCAGGCUGGGGGGACAACUGCGAGAUCCAUGCCUGUCCUGUUCCAGGAAGAGAUGAUUAUAGCCAAUUAUGCCCUCAUGGCAGUGGAUUAUUGUCCCUGCCUGUUUCCGCUACACAAAGUCUGGGACAACAACGCCAUUUCAUAGAUGCAAAUGAGUGUAAGAUGUUUGGAUCAGACAUUUGUAAGAAUGGACGGUGUUCCAAUCUCUUUUCUACCUAUACAUGCCUCUGUCGCUCUGGCUUCUACUAUGACAACAUCCGGCUUGAGUGUGUGGAUUACGAUGAGUGUGGAUUUGUAAAAGCCUGUGAGAAUGGAGUGUGUGUGAACACGGCCGGGUCUUUCAACUGUUUCUGCAGUCCUCCAUUGGUCCUGGACAACACACUGCGGCGCUGCAUUGCCCUCAACAACACAGGAGAAUCUCCAGAGCCUGAUCACGACGUGCACAUGGAUAUUUGCUGGCUUCAUCUGGAGGGGGAGAACAUGUGUUCGGGACCCCUUCAGGGACGCAGAACGACAUACACUGAAUGCUGCUGCCUGCAUGGUGUGGCCUGGAGCGGACAGUGUGCCUUCUGUCCCAGGAGAGACUCUGAGGACUAUGCAAUAAUGUGCAACCUGCCUCGAGGAGCAGGUUCAGACAGCCUGCGAGAGCGGCCAGGAUAUGAGUACGGUUAUGAGGGGCCAGACGAUCCUGUGGAGCCUUUUGUUUCUCCAUACUUUGACAGUUAUGGAAACCCUGUGCGACCCUAUGACAUUCCUGAGAGCGUUCCUCUCUUCAACGACCAUGACUACAGUGUUCAACAGCCACCUGUCCGUGUCCCUGUUGCCCGACCACGGGAACACCAGCCACAACCAGUGGAUUCCUAUGCUGAGCACACCGAUGGCUUUGAGGGUCUCCGAGCAGAGGAAUGUGGAAUCCUCAACGGGUGCGAAAAUGGCCGCUGCGUUCGUGUGCGAGAAGGUUACACCUGCGACUGCUUCGACGGUUACGAAUUUGACCUAAACAAGAUGGCCUGUAUAGACAUAAACGAGUGUGAGGACAUCAGCGACAAGGUGCCAUUGUGUCACAACGGGCUGUGCACCAACACAGAGGGAUCCUAUAGGUGCACCUGUUUGCCAGGCUUUGUGGCCUCUGCCAAGCCACACGAGUGCAUCCCAACGAUCCCAGAGUCUGGGCCUAGGGAGACAGGAAACUGAGACAGUGACUGUUGGAGCGCUGGCUUUCCCCUGCUCCCUCAAAGAUCACCUUACACCCCUCUGCCCUUUCCCCCCAAGGGCCUGGCACUAAACCUCCAACAGUAAAGCUGAGACGUCCAAACUCGUUUCCCUACAUACACAAACACAUACACACAAAAGCACACACACUUGCAUUCAGCACAGAACACAUUCAGAUCCCCCUCAUACACAUUCAAGAGGACCAGGAAUUGUGCAGUGAAUGUAUUACAUGGGAUUUAGUAUUCACCAGAUAUCCAUUUGCCUUAAAGGGAUUUUGUGGACUGAUCUUUUUUUAUUCAGUAACCCCAGGCAAUUUCAUAUGCAGAUAUAUUUUCCACAUUAUUUUCUGUCAUUUUUUUGUGUUAUUUAUUUCAUUUAAAAAUAUUUUUUUUCAUUUUCAUGACGGGCCUCUGCAAACUAAGAAAGUAACCUAUUUCAGAGGACAUACUUGAUUCCUCUUGUUUUUAUUUGUCUCACCAAUUGACCUCAGAGGCGGGUAUGGGGAGAUAGUAAAUGUCUUUUGUAAAAGAAGGAAUGUCACAAGAAAUCAGCCACUCACAACUCAGUUUGUGUUUCACCAACAUUAUCUCACUCAUUGUCAUUGUAAUUAGCAUUGACCCUGGACUAAACGGAUACCAGGGCUGACAAACAUCAGAAAUUCAAAGAGAGAACUUUUUCCCGCACCUGCCUUUCUGUUCUUCAAGAUUAAUUACGAGCUUAAGUUGAAGAAUCUCUGGACCAAGAACGGGCAAGUCAAAGCCAGCCAAACGUACGAAUUAAAACUUCAGCCUUCAUGUGGACCUGGAAAGCCUGUAGAUGUAUAUGAUGAUCUAUGUAGUGUUUCAAAAAGUAUGUAAUAGGUAUAACCUGCCUUCCUCUGUUUGACACCAUUUUUAAUCAGUCUUACCAGCAAUACAGGCAAUGUUGUAGGAAAACCUGUGGUCAGUUGCUGAUCCCAAUUUUCCCCAUAUGUACCGUGACUUAUCAGAGUUUGUUUCUACAUUCUAGCCUAACUUCUGAAACUACAGAAAGUAGGUUAGUUGAAAUUAUCCACUAGUAUCAGUGCUUAAAAUGAAAGUUGGUUUUAUGCGCCACUGCCACACAGGCAAAAGGCAAUUAGAUCCCAGAUGUCACAUCAGACCAUUCCCAUGUGGGCAUCUCUGAAUGCAUGUAAAGACAAAGGCUUCUUUGGAGAGGUUUGGUAUAUUUUGUACAGAUCUAGUACUAUGUAUUAUUUUUGUUACAUAUUCUCUUAAUGCAUUAUAGCACAACCAAUAUUUUGUUUGACAUAAAGCAUAAAAUGUAAGGAAAAUCCGGCAUUAUAGCUUUGUAGAUUUAUACAUGUCUGUAAAAAUGUUUUUAAAGCAUAUCUUUUUAUGUAUGAGGAGAGUGACUGACACUGUACCAGAGGAACUGUGUGUAUACCCUGCCCUGUGGAGCAGACAAUGAAAUAUAUUUUUUGGAAGUGGCAGCACUGUUCUAUUCACAGACAUUUUGUCUCUUCAAGUUCAUUACAAAGACAAUGCUUUUGAAAUGCAAGUACCAACUUCCGUGCAUCACAACUUUAUGGCUAAAUAUUAGUAAUUGUUUAGUCUCUGUUGGAUCCUUGUGUUAUGGAUGUUUAAUAGACAGUAUCAGCCUACUCAUUUGGUUUCUGAACGCCCACUCAUACGUUCUUUUCUUUUGUAUUCAGGUUUAAGAAAAUAACGGCAUAAUUUGUCUAAACGACUGAAUGUCUCUCAAGAGAUCUCAGCAGCACAUAAACAUAUGAACAUACAGUUGUACAAAUGUCUCCACUUAAUGUCCAUUGUACUUUACUGUGCUGUUCAAAUCAACGCCUGAACCGGACCAGAAGUCUAACAUUUAGGUCUAAGUUGUAAUAUUUAAAGCCUUUCAGAACCGCAAAUAACUUGAGAUAAAUGUCUUAUUUUAUAGCUGUGGUCAUUGGAAAUAACAUGCUCAUUCAUUUUUGUUUACCUCUUGACUGUAAUCACUAUCAGUCAUCAAAAUAAAACGUUGAAAAUA